GGGAAUUGAAAAACGCAGCACCUUUAGUGGUGCUGCAGGAGACCUUGAGGUGCUGCUCCAACCAGGCCUCUCUCUUUUGGCAGCACCAUCGGGGCACUGCUGGACAUCAAAAAGGUUUUAAGACUCUGCUUCAACAGCGUCUUUUUCCUUCGUCCAAGCGCGGAAAUGCCGGAGGAGCAAGAAAACCUCUGCACUCGGGCCCUGCUCACCAUGGACACCAUGCUGCAGGUGAUGAUGCUCAACACUCCUGGCGCCAAGCGCAGCGAGAUGAUGCAGGACAUGCUGGAGGUUCUGCUGGAAUACCUGCUGUCUGACAGGGCAGAAGUGCAGGAGAGAGCCAUCGACAGGAUUAAGGCACUCUGCCAUAUGCUGACUGCCACUGCCCCCAAGGAGGAUGAUGAAGAUGAGGAUGAGGAAGAGGCUCCCAGAGCCCAGAUCCAGAUGCCAGUCCUGGGCAAGCUGCUGGGCAAUCUGUUUUUCAUGCUGUUCAAGCCAAAUGAAAGCAUGUCAACGGUGGUGGAGAUUCUCAGCACCCUGAUGGCGUUCCUCUCUGAGCAGAAAAGUGACAAUCCAGAGAGUUAUGUCCAGCCCCCAGAAGAUUGGGAACCUGAGAUCACCUCCUGGGUGAAUGCAUCCAACGCCUGGAAAGUUGAGGCCUUUGGGAGAUACCUUGGGCCGGAUGAGAGGAUGGGAGUCGUCCUUGAGGCCAUCGAGAUUUUGGGACGCUUCGACAUCACGAACAAGGAUGGGCCUGUGGCAUUCCUGGAGGAGGUCAAGAAUACCCCUGAGAUGUGGCUGAUGGAUGCCAAGAAAAUGAAAAGCCUCCUGCCCGAGAUGACGGCUCUGGACACCUUCCACAAUGUUCUGGGGCAGCUGAAGAAGAAAGAGGCCAGCAGCAUGGCUCUGAAGGCCGUGGAGAGGCUCUGGAAACUGUUUGAUGCGAGAGAGGAGUGUCUGCGGGAGCGCUCCAUCUCCCUCUUCAAGGAGCUGCUGGGCAAAACCAUACGGAAGGACAAGGAAGCCAUGAAGAGAAACUCCUGGAAGGUCAUGGUCCAGCUCGUUCUUCACAUCAGUGACGAGGCCCCCAGCGUGGCCAAGGCCUCCAAGGAAGCCGUCGUGGCUAUAGCUGAGCUCUUCAAGUGGAAAGAAUUCAAGGAGCUGGCUCAGAAAGAGGAGAUAUGGAAGAUGAGCGAGUUCCUGCUGGCCAAGGACAGCAGCAGGGCUGAACAAUAUGUGCUGGAGAGCCAGCCCUAUCUGCUGAGCCCUCAGGCCUCGAUGCGAGAGGCCGCCCUCAGAUUCUUAGGGCUGGCUGCACGACGCCUGGCAGGGCGCAAUGAGGCGACCAUGGAUGCGCUUCUCACCGAACUUGGAUUAAUGGAAACACGAGAGAAGGAUCCCUCCAUCGCUGCAUUGGCAGCUCAGACCGGCCUGAUCCUCACCGCUCUGAAGGAUCGGCGCAAAUCGGGAUUGUCCCUGCGUGGGCUGUGCCGCUGGUGCCGUUGAGCAGA
Molecule: messenger RNA, 1508 nt
Organism: Zonotrichia leucophrys gambelii
Lineage: Eukaryota; Metazoa; Chordata; Aves; Passeriformes; Passerellidae
Exons: 12
Coding region: 166-1503 (445 amino acids)
Cellular component (GO): cytoplasm
Source: RefSeq, a predicted model, not a curated record